AGUUCUUGCAACAACACCGUCAUUACAAAUCAACUUUGGAAGUCUUCCGACUGACGCCUGAUACAUUCAACAAAAGUCUCGAUGAAUUGGUGAUUUUUCUUGCACAGGUCUGAGCAGCGUUUUGUCAAGUUGCAUUGGGAUCAGCAGUGUUGUAUUUUGAGUUGAUAAAGCAUAAAGACUGUUGCCGAAAGCUUUAAUAGAUAGUUGCAGAGUAUAAUUUGUACUCUUUCAAUUGUUUAAUAAGUGUGUUUGGACUAUUAAUAUUAAUAAUGAAGAAAACUAUGGAAAAAUGCCUGAAAUCUCUCGGACAGAAAAUAAUAUGCAGAGACAAUCUUAUAAAAUGCUUGUUUUCUCUAAUUGGUUUUUCAGAUGAGGAAAUGGUGCAAAGCAUUUUUGUAUAUGGCCAUACAGCAAGUGGCAAGUCUCUGGUUAUUGAAUCUCUGUUGGCUUACCUUAAAUAUAAUGUUUGCAUCAUCAACUGCGUUGAAUGUUACAGCAGUAAACUCAUCUAUGAACACAUUUUAAAUGACUUGUCUCUGCAUGAAAUGAAUUCGAAAAAUAAUUUCACAGUUUACCAGAAAUGCGAUAACAUGAUGGACUUUAUUACUUACCUACAAAUUGCAGUACAAAACGAUAAGCGUCGUAUAGUUAUUGUGUUUGACAAAUGUGAUCGGCUGCGCGAUAUGGAUGUGAAUUUAUUGCCUGCGCUUGUGAGGCUGCGAGAACUGACUGGUUUGGAUCUUUGCACAAUCUUUGUCAGUGACAUUGUUUGGGAAAAGUAUUACUCAAAAAAUGGUUUAUUGAAUCCUAUUAAAAUUCACUUUCCACAGUACACACGGGAGGACAUGUUGAAAGUAUUAUUUUUAUACAAGCCUAAGGAUUACGAGGAUGGAUUUUACGUGAAUUACUUAAAUUUAUUUUUAUCUGUGUUUCUUAGAUGUUGUAGAGAUUGUAAUGAGCUACGGUACAUGGCUAAAAUAAAUUUUGAUAAAUAUGUUGAACCUGUUGAAUCGGGUAAAAUUGAUAAGAAUGAUGUACGCUCUUUGUGGCGGAAUAUAUCUGGAAUUUUAAAAUCAAAUUUAGAAGUUGUUUAUCUUAGAGUGUCUACUGAUGAUUCUGAGCAACGUACUAAAUUGUGUCAAGAGAUUGAAUCUACAACAAAAUUGGCUUUGAGCUUUGAACUGCCGUUCUAUGCAAAGUACAUGCUCAUAGCUGCUUACUUGGCUUCUUAUAAUCCAGCCAAAGAUGACAAACGCUUAUUUGUCAAACGUAGUAGUAAAAAGAAAAGGCGAAACACUGUGACUAAAAAACCUGCCAAACUUAACACACAGUUAGGGCCAAAGGCAUUUACUUUGGACAGAAUGCUCGCGAUAUUCUACGCGAUUCUUGACGAAAAAGUAGGAUUGACUGCCAAUCUAUUGGCACAAAUACCCACCAUGUGUCAGUUAAGACUAUUGAGCAUAGUAGGUGAUAAUAAUUUAGAUGGUCCCAAAUAUAAGUGUUGCGUCAGCUAUGAUUUCAUCGUUAUCAUUUCUAAGACAGUUGGGUUCAAUGUUAGGAAUUAUUUGUAUGAUUUCAUUUAAUGUAUGUAUUUAAUGUGGACUUGCCAGUUUUCAUGUUUCUUUUAACUAUUUUCUAUGAUUAGUGGGAACAUAAUAUUGCUG
This is a messenger RNA of Neodiprion fabricii, 1664 nucleotides long. It is a transcript of the gene Orc5, whose product is annotated as origin recognition complex subunit 5. The record is from RefSeq and is a predicted model, not a curated record. NCBI's taxonomy places the organism in Eukaryota, Metazoa, Arthropoda, Insecta, Hymenoptera, Diprionidae. The coding region runs from base 270 to 1583 and encodes 437 amino acids. Gene Ontology annotation, cellular component: nucleus; nuclear origin of replication recognition complex. Gene Ontology annotation, biological process: DNA replication; DNA replication initiation. Gene Ontology annotation, molecular function: DNA replication origin binding. The transcript has 2 exons.